This is a messenger RNA of Torulaspora delbrueckii, 1125 nucleotides long. RefSeq names its product sterol 24-C-methyltransferase (gene ERG6). The record is from RefSeq and is a predicted model, not a curated record. Gene Ontology annotation, biological process: ergosterol biosynthetic process. Gene Ontology annotation, molecular function: sterol 24-C-methyltransferase activity. Gene Ontology annotation, cellular component: endoplasmic reticulum. The transcript has a single exon. NCBI's taxonomy places the organism in Eukaryota, Fungi, Ascomycota, Saccharomycetes, Saccharomycetales, Saccharomycetaceae. Bases 1 to 1125 code for a protein of 374 amino acids.
AUGUCUGAAGUAGUUGAAUUAAGACAGAGACAAGCUCAAUUCACCAAGGAAUUGCAUGGUGAUGAUAUUGGAUCCAAGAGUGGGUUUGCUGCUUUUGUUUCCAAGAAUCGUUCUGCUCAAAAAGAAGCUGUUGAAAAGUAUUUGAAGCAUUGGGAUGGUAGAACUGACAAGGAUGCAGAAGAAAGACGUCUGGACGAUUACAACGAAUCUACUCACUCUUAUUACAAUGUUGUGACCGAUUUUUACGAGUAUGGUUGGGGUUCUUCAUUCCAUUUUAGUCGUUUCUAUAAAGGUGAAAAUUUCUUUGCUGCAAUGGCAAGACAUGAACACUAUUUGGCAUACCAAGCUGAUAUCCAAAAGGGAGAUUUGGUAUUGGAUGUUGGUUGUGGUGUGGGUGGUCCAGCUCGUGAAAUCUCGAGAUUCACUGGUUGUAACAUCAUUGGGUUAAACAACAACGAUUACCAGUUGGCCAAGGCCAAAUGGUACGCAAAGAAAUACCAUUUGCAGGAUCAGCUGGAUUUUGUUAAAGGUGAUUUCAUGAAUAUGGAUUUCGAACCAAACACUUUUGACAAAGUCUAUGCGAUUGAAGCUACAUGUCACGCGCCAAGUCUGGAAGGUGUGUAUAGUCAGAUUUACAAAGUCUUGAAACCAGGUGGUACUUUUGCCGUUUACGAAUGGGUCAUGACUAAGAAUUACGACGAAAGUAACCCAGCUCACAGAAAGAUCGCUUACGAGAUCGAAUUGGGUGAUGGUAUCCCAAAGAUGUUCUCUGUCGAUGUUGCCCAAGAGGCACUCAAGAGCGCUGGUUUCGAAGUCACUGUUGCCCAGGAUUUGGCUGACUCUGACGAUGAGGUUCCUUGGUACUAUCCAUUGACUGGUGAGUGGAAGUACGUGCAAAAUUUGAGCGACAUUGGAACUUUCUUCAGAACUUCCUAUCUUGGUAGAAAGUUUACUACUGCCAUGGUUUCACUGCUAGAAAAAGUCGGUGCUGCACCAGAAGGUUCUACUAAAGUGACCAAUGCGCUUGAAGAAGCUGCAGUGGGUCUUGUUGCAGGUGGUAAGGAGAAACUUUUCACCCCAAUGAUGCUUUUCGUCGCCAAGAAACCCGUGGAUGCCAAGGAGUAA